AUGUCCCAAGAUGGUAGUGAGAGCACUCCUUCUACAAAAACCUCACAGAACGGUGCCGAGCACCGCAGUGCCGACCAGUCAGCAGCAGCUGCUGCUGCGGCUAAACGGAAGUCGAGCAGGACGACGGGUGCGAAGAACUCGCUGCGUCGAGUAGCCAUCAUCGCGCAGCAACCUGGCGGUCGCGUGCCUGGUGCAUCGACCAGCACCACGCCCGAGGUAGAAGUCGAUGGGGCUACGUCAAUCUCGGCAAUUUGCGUGGCCGAGUCCUUCAAUAUGGAAAUGGUCAAGGAUAUACUACAGGCACAUGGGUUUCAGCUAGAUCCGGACGGAGCAGGCUUCGAGGCCGCUGAAGUGGUCCAUGCUCGUGGCUUCAGCAACGGAGACAUCUUUGUGUUUCCCUCUGGCACGGUUGUUACAUGGUCGCUGCCGCAGGAGGUCGUGACUCGACUCGCGACUCGGCAGCUGUUGAGGGCUGCGGAAGAUCCUCACGUGCGGCGAGCCGAGCUCGAGGACCUAGAGUAUGUCUCUGAUCCAAGCCGAGAUACGAGCGGCAUGAAGGGAGACGUAGUUGUUCUUGGCACAAAGAAGGAGGAGCGUGAAGGGGACAGGCUAGACACUACUCUAGCAAAGAUUGCGUUCUCAUCAGGUCUUGCGCGAAGUACGAAGCUCGCUGUUUUGGAGAGCUCACUUACCGCAUAUCUCGAAGAAACAAGGCGUAUUCCGGCACAGUUGUCCAAGGGGUCACGUAUGGCGCUUUCCAGGAAAUUCAUCUUGCAGAAGACAGGCGAACUCCUCAGUCUACGCGCACAGCUCAACCACUACUGGGAGCUCACCGACUCUUUACCUGAUAUCUUUUGGGACCAGUCUUCAGAACUUGGACUGGAAGGCUAUUACGACCAGGUCGGAAAGGCAUUAGACGUCAAUGUACGAAUCAAGGCAUUGAAUCAAAAGAUGGACUAUGCGCAAGAAAUCGCUAGUGUGCUGCGAGAGAUGUCCAGCGAAAAGCAUAAUACGCGCUUGGAGUGGAUCAUUAUCAUACUGAUCGCAGUUGAGGUCCUCUUUGAAUUGAGGAGAGUUUAUAUGGAUUAUAUGGAAACACGCGAAAAGCCACAUGUGGAAGAGACAGCUGAGCAUAAGCUGAAUUAUGACGAUCUGAGCUAG
Molecule: messenger RNA, 1161 nt
Organism: Phaeoacremonium minimum UCRPA7
Lineage: Eukaryota; Fungi; Ascomycota; Sordariomycetes; Togniniales; Togniniaceae
Product: putative family protein
Exons: 1
Coding region: 1-1161 (386 amino acids)
Biological process (GO): positive regulation of mitochondrial translation
Source: RefSeq, a predicted model, not a curated record